GAAUGCAAACGAGGUACAUGGAGAGAACCAAUAGUAUGAGUAGAGGGAAGAGGAGUCUUGAGGGUAAUGAAGAAGAGCAAGCUGAGCGUAAACGCCCAGCUCUUGCUAGUGUGAUUGUAGAAGCUCUCAAGGUUGACAGUCUACAGAAGCUCUGCUCUUCUUUGGAACCAAUCCUUCGUAGAGUUGUAAGUGAGGAAGUAGAACGUGCUCUUGCAAAAUUGGGUCCUCCUAGGCUCAAUAAUGGACGGGCUUCUCCAAAGCGAAUUGAAGGUCCUGAUGGACGUAACCUGCAGCUGCUCUUUAGGUCACGGUUGUCUCUUCCCCUCUUUACAGGAGGAAAAGUUGAGGGGGAGCAGGGUGCAGCGAUUCAUAUUGUUCUUGUUGAUGCGAGCACGGGUCAGGUUGUAACAUCUGGUCCUGAAGCCUCUAUAAAGCUUGAUGUUGUUGUGCUUGAAGGGGAUUUUAACAAGGAAGAUGAUGAAGGAUGGACUCAAGAGGAGUUUGAAAGCCAUGCGGUAAAAGAGCGUGAAGGAAAGAGGCCGCUCUUAACUGGGGAUUUGCAAGUGACUCUCAAGGAAGGGGUAGGGACGCUUGGGGAGCUCACUUUUACUGAUAAUUCAAGCUGGAUAAGGAGCAGGCAGUUCAGACUUGGUCUGAAAGUUGCUUCUGGAUACUGUGACGGCAUUCGCAUUUGUGAGGCUAAAACUGAAGCUUUUACUGUCAAAGAUCACAGGGGGGAAUUGUACAAGAAACACUAUCCACCUGCAUUAAAGGAUGAAGUAUGGAGACUGGAGAAGAUUGGCAAGGAUGGAGCAUUUCACAAGAGGUUAAAUAAAGCGGAAAUAUACACUGUCGAGGACUUUCUGCGGCAUCUUGUGAGAGAUUCUCAAAAACUACGGGGUAUUCUUGGAGGUGGUAUGUCAAAUAAGAUGUGGGAUGCUCUUGUAGAACAUGCAAAGACUUGUAUCCUGAGCGGGAUGCUUUAUGUUUACUACCCUGAAAAUGCAAGAAAUGUUGGUGUUAUUUUCAACAAUAUUUAUGAACUGAAUGGCCUAAUUUCAGGGGAGCAGUAUUAUUCUGCUGAUUCUCUUUCUGACAGCCAGAAGGUCUAUGUGGAUACACUGGUGAAGAAAGCAUAUGAGAAUUGGGAUCAAGUUGUAGAGUAUGAUGGCAAGUCAUUUUUGAACUUCAAGCAUACCAAGAGGUCAAAUGCAUCUCAUAAUGAAGUUCAGAUAGGUCAAAUAGAUUUCCCUAAUACUUUCGACCAUCAGAUGCAACUACCGCAGCUGCCAGCUAUUGUUCCUAACGAGCACCCGGCAUUUAGUACUGGCCAACCAGUGGGAGGUUAUACUGACCCUAUGGCUGCAAGAUACUCAACCCAGCCUCAGACUGUGAAUUCAAAUACCCGCAAUCAGUUUGAUAGCAGUUUGUAUGUGCCUAAUGAACAAUUGAUCAAUGAUUCACACCAAAUACAGAGCACUAUAUAUGAUAGUAACAAUGUCAUUGGGCUGGCUCUUGGUCCUCCCCACUCAUCCAACUCAGGAUUCCAAGCUGCUGGCGCUUCCGUCCAGCAACCCAAUGUUAAUCCUUUUGAUGAUUGGUCACAAAACCGAGACAAGGGAGUUGAUGACUACUUUACAGAGGAAGAGAUUCGCAUCCGAAGCCAUGAGAUGCUUGAGAAUGAAGAUAUGCAACACUUGCUCCGGUUCUUCAGCAUGGGAGGCCACACUUCUGUUAACAUGCCAGAAGAUGGCUAUGCACUUCCAUCUUAUAUGCCUUCUCCAAUGCCAAAUUUUGAUGAGGAUCGGACACGUCCCGGCAAAGCUGUUGUGGGGUGGCUGAAGAUCAAGGCAGCGAUGAGGUGGGGGUUCUUUAUCAGGAAGAAAGCAGCUGAGAAGCGGGCACAGAUUAUCGAGUUAGAAGAUGAAUAGUGGUUAAGGUUUUGUCACCAAGCCUAUCAUUCAAGUAGGUCCCAGCAAUUUACUAGAUCUCUCCAACUGACAGUAACAAAGCGAGGUUCUUAAACUGCCAAGAAGUUGUGGUUUUGACAUCUCAAGGACCUCAAGUGUUCAUGGUUUCUUAUUGGACAUGUAGACGACCUCUGGCUUCUAGGCUCUUAUUCGACAUUGUUGAUUCGCUUGUACAGUCACUUGUACAGUAAGUUGUUCAUAUAUUGCUUAGUAAUAUGUUUUUUUUCAGUACCUUACUAUUGGUUUGUGUAUGAUUAUGACACAUGGCUUCAAGAUCAUGAUCAUGAGGGUGACCUGCUUUUUGGUUGAUGACCUCUUUGGUUCUUGUUGACUAAUGGGGAGACAUUUCAAGUAUUUAAGGCACUACUCUGUUGUUUAAUUAAA
Molecule: messenger RNA, 2354 nt
Organism: Mangifera indica (mango)
Lineage: Eukaryota; Viridiplantae; Streptophyta; Magnoliopsida; Sapindales; Anacardiaceae
Product: calmodulin-binding protein 60 B-like
Exons: 8
Coding region: 3-1931 (642 amino acids)
Biological process (GO): regulation of salicylic acid biosynthetic process
Cellular component (GO): nucleus
Molecular function (GO): DNA-binding transcription factor activity; calmodulin binding; sequence-specific DNA binding
Source: RefSeq, a predicted model, not a curated record